AUGGCAACUGUAUCUACCGUUCAGCUACCGCAACAGCCUAGUGUGCUGCAAAAGCUCGGCAUGGGAGCUAUGAUGGGAACUGGUGUAGGAUUGUGUAUCGGAUUCAUCGGUGGUGCAUUCCAGAUUUUAAGAGCUGGACCUGGACCGAAAGGCACAAUGGGUACUUUGGGACAAUUUAUGGGCACUUCAGCUGCUACGUUUGGCUUCUUCAUGUCAAUCGGUACCGUCAUUCGAACAGAGGGUAGAGAUAUGGAAGGGGAAGAUAUUAUGCGAAGAUUAACACAAGAACCAAACAGUCUACGCAUUUUGCAAAUGGAAAGAAUGAAAAAUCGAACAAGAGAACUUAGUUGAAUGUACACAGUAGGUGAUUGGAAUGACAUAUUUGAGGAAAUGACAGAGAAGACCCAAAAAGCCUUGCAAUCAAAGCGCCUGCGCUUGUGCUAGGACAGAGAAAGAAGUGGGAUCUAAAGACAUGAGCGAAAUCGAGGAGAACUUGAAUAUAAAAAAAAGUCAUCGAGUCGAAAUGAUCAGCGAUAUGAGCCCUUUGGUGACAUAUUGGCCCUUUGAUACCAGUACAAAGGCAUUUUCAUUGUUUACUACUACUACCGCCACCAAAAUAUUGGCGCAUUUGAUGUUCCAAAUUUUCUUUUGUCUUCUUGGCG
This is a messenger RNA of Meira miltonrushii, 662 nucleotides long. RefSeq lists its product as uncharacterized. Lineage: Eukaryota; Fungi; Basidiomycota; Exobasidiomycetes; Exobasidiales; Brachybasidiaceae. The coding region runs from base 1 to 351 and encodes 116 amino acids. The transcript is spliced from 5 exons. Gene Ontology annotation, cellular component: TIM23 mitochondrial import inner membrane translocase complex. Gene Ontology annotation, biological process: protein insertion into mitochondrial inner membrane; protein import into mitochondrial matrix. The record is from RefSeq and is a predicted model, not a curated record.